Molecule: messenger RNA, 1542 nt
Organism: Funneliformis caledonium
Lineage: Eukaryota; Fungi; Glomeromycota; Glomeromycetes; Glomerales; Glomeraceae
Source: the annotation of a GenBank genome assembly
AUGUCAAAGAAUAAUUACAUACACAUCGUAUCAUGGGUUUUAAUUCAAUUACUGAUUAAAAUAAAUUGCCAAAAUGUGCUUUUCAAGCCAACAAAACGAUCCAGUCAUACGUCCACACUUAUUGAUGGUAAUUUGUAUAUCUUAGGUGGUCGAGAUGAACUGUUUACUAGAAGAAUCGGAAAAGAAUUUUUUUAUUUAGACGUCACUGUCCCAUUUAAUACUCAAAAUAUAUUAUGGCAUGAUUUAACAAGCAUUAAUACAGUUCCAGCACAUAUGGCUGCUGCAUCCGUUAAAGGUGGUGUACAUAAUAACACCUUGUUUUUAUAUGUAGGAAUUCCUUAUGAUAAUACUGAAGCAAUGGCUUUAAUUUAUGCAUUUGAUACUCGAAGUUAUUCAUGGGGUAUUCCAAAAAUGUCUGAUGUCACUAUUGGCAGAAAAGAUAACUUAAAAGGCAUUGUUGAUGAUAACGGGAAAAUGUAUUUGUUUGGUGGACAUACUAGCGUUGAUGAUUAUCGAAAUGAUAUGAUAAUUUUCGAUACAUUAAAUUUAGAUUGGAAAAUAGGAAGUUCAAUUAACGCGCCUUCUCCAAGAGCUGUUUUUGGUUCAACCCUCAUCUCCGAUCAUUUAAUUAUUUAUAUUGGUGGCAUUGAUAAUCUUGCUUUAUCGUUAAAUGAGGUAUACAUAUAUGAUACGAUUAAUGAUAAUUGGAGCACAAAGGGACAAUACCUUCCAACAGAAAUUCCUUUUCUGCUGUUCUUGGUAGGAUUGGAUGGACAACGAGUCAUAAUUUUCGGAGGGGCAAAGGAAUACGAAAAUCUUCAAUCUCAGAAUGCGCUUUACGUAUUAAAUUUAAUAAAUUACGAGUGGUACAUUCCAAAAAUUUCUGGAAAAAUUCCGAGUCCCAGACGUUGGCAUGAAGCGAACGUAAUUGGAAAAUAUAUGGUUGUAUCAUUUGGUCGAGGUUAUGAAGAUAAUGAUAUUUUAUUGCUUGAUAUUAGUAAUAAUGAAGAAUAUAUAUGGACAGACAGUUUUGAUCCAACAUUUCCAAUAAUUAGUCCUUCUCCAAAAACUCCAUCAACUGAUCCUUCAAAAGUGCAACCAAACGCUUCUCCAACACAAACAACGCAAUUACAAGUACCAAUUGUGAUUGGUAUAGCGAUAGGAUCAUUAUCUGUUGGAUUUUUUUUAGCACUCGGUGUAUUUUUUUUAUAUAGAUGGAAUAAAAAUAGAAGAGAAAGUGAAAAGGCAAUACCAACUACUGAAAUUGAAGAAGGUAAUGAAGUGGUAAUAAUUCCUACUCAAAAGAUUAAUAAUUAUGAGCAAGGAAUGAUUCCAAAUACACCAGCUUAUAAUAGCGCUUACUACCAUGAGCAGAACAUACUAUCCAUACCAGGGAAUACUUAUGGACAACAAAUGUUACCAAUCUCUCAAAACAAUUAUAAUAUUUAUAAUCAAAAUAAUCAUGAACAGGUAUUACAAAAUUCUAGAAAAGUUUAUAAUCAUGGAAGUGAAACUUAUCCAGGCGCCAAAAUUCAAGGAUAA